Messenger RNA from Tuber melanosporum (Perigord truffle), 2512 nucleotides. RefSeq lists its product as uncharacterized. Bases 71 to 2512 code for a protein of 813 amino acids. NCBI's taxonomy places the organism in Eukaryota, Fungi, Ascomycota, Pezizomycetes, Pezizales, Tuberaceae. The transcript has 2 exons. Gene Ontology annotation, cellular component: nucleus. The record is from RefSeq and is a predicted model, not a curated record. Gene Ontology annotation, biological process: rRNA processing.
CGGACAACCUUCAUUCAGCACCCCGCCAACACUCCAUAGAAAACAAGGGACACAAUUAACAAAAGAAACCAUGCCUCCCCCCUCCGGGGAUAACAGCGCCCAUGCUGUGAUUACCCUGCGCAUGAUAAACAAUGUCAUUUCAGAGCAUACCUCACCAUCCACCAUCCCUUUCAUGAUCUCGCAAUUAUACAUGACUCCGGUACUCGAAACCUGCGCUUCUCUGUCGACGUCUCCGAAAUAUACCGGUGGCAAGUCAGAGGCGUCUGCUCUCUUGCACAGGUUCAAGACGAGGGUCUCCUCCCUCCUCCAGAGCAAAUCACCAACGGACAAGUGGACCGGCAUGGCGUUGGCAAAGGCGGCAAUGGAGAGCAGCUUUGAAUGUUUAGCCUCGAAUGGUGAGGUUUGGGUUAGGUUGAUGGUCCCAGCAUUAACUAAACCCGAACCGCCCUCAACAACCAACUACGCAAUUGCUACACUAACCCGAGUAUUCACUGUACUGACUGUUGACAAACCAGCCCUAAUCCGCCAGAUUGUGUCGCCAAAUCUCCCGGCCACAAUUGGACAUAUACUGAAUAUACUUAAGCCGGUGAACUCAUCAGCCUCUGAUGCGAUGCUUUCGGAGGACACACUCGCCACGGCGUUGGAAGCGCUUAAGGACCUUCUAUGUCACAAUCCGGUUACGUUCCGUCCGUUUACACAGCGCACGCGAGAGAUUGUGCUUUCGGUGCUAUCGCCACAGUGCGGGCUUAGCAAGCUUGGACGAUUGGCGGGGGAUUUGUUUGUCUCAUUGCAUCUUUCCGAUACUGCCCCUCGCGGUGCCACUGGUGGGAUUAUAGCCAACCAAGGCGGCGGAAGUUUAUCGGGUAACAAGGCUACAGCGGUCGCAGAAGGGUGGACUCGUGCUGUCAAGUCAGUGAUUUCUGAGAUUAAUGAGCUGUUUAAUGUGAUUCUUAGAUGCACGGAUGAAGGGCAUCGCACCGGUAUAUCACGCCGGGAUAACAGUACAGAGGUUUCCGGUGUGUCAAAUAUCGGGUUGAGUGAGUGGAAGGGAAUCUCAAAGGGAUUUGACAGAGCGGAGAUGUUACUCAGGUUGUUGCCACGAUUCCUCUGUCAUCCAACGAGCUCGCAGGUUGUCAUCCCGCUCGGACAGUUUGUCGAACUUACUGGUAGGUUGGCCAGAAUAACCUGCGAGGCAGCUGAGAGCAAUACCGGGAUCGAGCGGCCUGAGCGAGAAACGGUUAUGGUUAGACUGCCGAGCUUAAAGUGCUGCGCAUUAAACCUACUGUCCUCUGCAAUAGAGCGGUUAGGGAGAAUAUUCGCACCAUUAGCAAAUCUAGUUAUAGAACAACUAGUUGUUAUAUACUCCGAACACCGGCCUGAUACGGGAAUCCGAACGGCAGUCUACACCCUCCUCACCGCACUCCUAAACCUCUUCGGCCCAGCACUCGACAAACAAACUGUAUCCUCAAUCCACCCAAUACUGUCCUCACUCUACGCUGACCUCGUCCUCAAUGCCGAGGAACCCAAAAAUUCUCUCCCUGCCAAACCCGCCGGGAAACGCAGCAACAGAAACACCGGAAAACAGAAGGAAGUCCACGCAGACUCGCUUCUCCCGCCGUCGUCGCGGCUCGACUCCCGGCCAACGUGGCUUCGGGGAUUGGUCUCCGCCGCGGAGGAACUUCUAGUAGCUGUACUGGGGAAGUUGCAGCCAGCUUAUGUCCGCCCUCAGACGAGAAGGCUGCUGGAGCGCGCAGCAGUAUUUACCGUGAAUGAGAAGGCAAUGAUGGCUAGCGUUUUGUUUCCCACCACUACUCCGAACGGUGAUCAGAAGGGCGGGAGUAUACUCCCCCAUCUCGUCGGCGCGAGUAGAGGGAAUUUGUCUGUUGAAGGGAUUGCUAGGCCUAGAUUGCCUGUUCUUUGGGUUGGCAGAGGGCGCCCUGGUGAGGCCGAAGAGGAGCAGGAGGAAGAUGAGGAAGAAGAAGACGAGGAAGAAGUGGUUGUGAAUCAUAAAACAAAUACAAUUCAAUCAAACACCAUAACUGAGAAACUAGGGGCAAAGCGCAGUGCAUCCCAUGGCGAAGAUACCGCCCCCUCUCCAAAGCGCCGGAAGUCGCAUACGCCAACACCUUCUCUUCUUUCUCCCCCAAAGCUGGAACCUGAUUCUGUCCCUACACCCGUUCAGGAAUCUCAGCCCAGCCAAGUAGUCUCUACAGCACACACCGCCCUAGAUUACACUUUUUUCAAAACCUCCCAACAAACAGUCCCCGAAACCCACUCCCAGUCUACUCUUACUCACACUGCCGCCGCCGCUGCACCACUACCCUCACCAGCUACAAUCACCAUCGCCACCACCACUACCACAACUCAGCACGCUGAAGCCAUCCGCGAAGGGGCCCGCCUCGAAGCGGUAGAUUCGGACGAUGAGAUGAUCAUUCCGGAGAUAGACAUGGGGGAGAGUAGCGAUGAUGUCGAUGAUGAUGGCGACGACGGGGACGAGUCGGAAGAGGUCUAG